AUGAAUUUAUCACAAGAACAUGCAAUAAACCAAAAUUUACAUAAAAAUCAAAAAAAUGAAGAAAAGAUAGAAAAAAAAACAAUUAACAAAGAUGGUAGAGGUCAAAUGAAUUAUGAUGGUGAAGAAGGACAAGGAGAAAAAUCAAGAUUCCAAAAAAUGGUUGAAAAUGAAAAAAUUGAAGAACCACAACAAAAAGAUGAAAAUAUUCCAAAUACAGAUGUAAUAGAAAGAAAAGAAGUUGGUGUAAUUGAAAGAAUAAAUAGUGAAGAUGUACCAAUUUUAAUGACAGAUAAUGCUACAGAUUAUAAAGUUUUACAACACAAUCUUAAAAAAGGUAAAGUUUCAAAGAAAAGUAAAGAACAAAUUGAACAAAUCUCUAAACAAGAAGAAAAUGAUAUGUUGGAAUAUUUAAAAAAUUAUAAAUCAAAUGAAGAAUUUACAAUUCAAUUAGAAGAUUUAUUAAGUUUUGAAACUUAUUUUUCAAGAGAUGAAUUACAUUUAUUAUAUAGAGAAUUUAAAACAAUUUCAAAAAGUGGUAUGUUUAUGUCAAAAGAGGAUUUUAUAAGUAAAUUAACACCAUUCUCAAGAAAUGCUGAUUUAACAAUUUCAUUAAUGAAUGCAAUUGAUCGUAAUGGUGAUCAAAAAAUUGCAUUUCCAGAAUUUGUUCAAGCAUUAUCAAUAAUGUGUAGAGGUACUAAAAAAGAAAGAUUAAGAUUUACAUUUGAAAUUUGUGAUUUUAAUGGUGAUUCAUUAGUAUCAAGAGAUGAAGUUUAUUCAACAGUUAAAGCAAUUUCUGAUAUUUUUUCAAAGUUUGGAUAUUCAAAAGAUAAAUUUGGUGAUCCAUCAGAAGCUGUAGAUUCAAUAUUUUCAAGUGGUUUAACAACUAAUGGUAUUUAUUUACAUAAUAAAAAAGAAUUAACAUUAAAUGAAUUUUUAGAAAGAGGUGAAUUAAAUCCUGAUUUAUCAAAAUGUUUUGGAAUGUUUGAUUAUUUUUAUUUAAAAUUUAUUGGUCAAAUUGAUUUAUUAUUUAAAGAUAAAGAAAUUAAUAUGAAUGGUCAAUUAACAAAAAUUAAACCAAAAACAAUUUUUAAUUUUAAUAUUUCACAUAGAAGAACUUUAUCAUUAAGAGAUGGAUUUUUAAUUGUUUAUAAAAAAAAGAAAUUUAAACAUGAUGAAGAUAAACCUUCAAAAGUUAUAUUUUUACCUGGUUCAACUGUUAAAGUUGUAGUUGGUAGUCAACCAAGUAAAAAAAAGAAAUUUUUAAGUAAAAAAUUUCAUAAUUAUUAUGGAUUUAGAGUUACAAAAGGAAAUUAUAAUAGAUUUUUUUUAAUGGAAAAUAGAGAUGAAGCAUUAAAUUGGGUAAAUGCAAUUAGAUUUCAUUCUAGACAAGGAUUUAGAUUUCAAUCAUUUUCAAAAGUUAGAUCGAAUAUUAGUGUUGAAUGGUUUAUUAAUGGUUCAUCAUAUUAUAAUGAAUUAGCAGAAACAAUUAGAAGAGCAAAACAUGAAAUAUUUAUAACAGGUUGGUGGGUUAGUCCUUAUGUUUAUCUUCAAAGGGAUAAUGGUAUUGAAAAUAUGGAAAAAUCAAGAUUAGAUAGAAUUUUAACAGAGAAAGCCAAAGAAGGUGUAAAAGUUUAUGUAUUAAUGUGGAAUGAAACAAAUUUAGGUGUUCAAUUGGGUAGUAGACAUGCAAAGAAUUGGUUAGAAGGUUGUCAUUCAAAUAUUCAUGUAAUUAGACAUCCAAAACGUUAUCCACUCUCUUGGAGUCAUCAUCAAAAAAAUGCAAUUAUUGAUCAACAGAUUGCUUUUGUUGGUGGUAUAGAUAUUUGUUUGAUGAGAUAUGAAACUAGUAAAUUUCAAUUGACCGAUGAUCAAGGUAAAAGAUUCCCUGGAAAAGAUUAUGGUAAUUUAUUAGGUACUGUCAUUAGAACUGGUGAUCCUAAAAAAGAUCAAUUCAAUCGUAGAGAAUGUCCAAGAAUGCCAUGGCAUGAUGUUCAUACUAAAAUAGUUGGUCCAUCUGCAAAAGAUGUUGCAAGUAAUUUCAUUCAACGUUGGAAUCAUGCAAUCUAUGUUGAGAGAUCAAAUAGAUUUCAACCAAUUUUAGUUCCAAAGAAUUACACUGGUUUACCAUCUGAUGAUGCAAAACCUGAUAAAUGGAAAAAUCUUGUUUCUAAUAUUAGAAAAGGUUUCUCUCAUGUUUCUUAUGGUAGAGAAAAGCCAACUCAUUAUCAAAGAGCUGGUGAUAAUCCAAAAGUUAGAUCACAUACAAGACAAGGUGCUUUUGGUUUACAAUCUGAUCAAAUUGAUAAUAAAAUUGAUAAACAAAAAAAUAAUUCAACAAAUUCUGAAAAUUCUGAAAAUUCUUAUUCAGAAUUUGAUGAAGAAGAUGAAGAAGGUAAUCAAGAAGAAGAAGAUGAAGAUGAAUUUGAUGAAUUUGAAAAAGAUGAAAAUCAAAAACAAGAAAAUUCAAAAAUUCCAUUUAAUAAUAAACCAUCAGAUGCUGGUGGUUUAAAAUCAAAAAAUUAUAAAAAUAAUAAUAAUAAUAAUAUAAUUGAAUCAUUAAAAGAUGAAGAAAGUUUUGAAUUACCAGGUACACCAAAAAUUGAUUUAAAUAAUGAUAAAUUAUUAAAAUCAAUUUAUCAUUUAUCUUCAAAUAUGUCAGAAAAUAGUUGUGUUGUUCAAAUGGUUAGAUCAAUUUGUCCAUGGUCAGCAGGUACUGAUGUUGAAGAUUCAUGUUAUAAAGCUUAUUUAGGUUUAAUUAAAAAUGCUCAACAUUUUAUUUAUAUUCAAAAUUUAUUUUUUAUUUCAAGUUGUGGUUCAAAAUUACCAAAGAAUCGUAUAGCAUUAGCAAUUUUAAAUAGAGUUAGAAGAGCAAUAACUUUAAAAGAAAAGUUUAGAGUUAUUAUAAUGGUACCAAUUAGUCCAUCUGGUGAUCUUGCAUUAGCAUCCUCAAGAAUGAUUAUUGGUUGGACUAAUAGAACAAUAAGUCAAGGUGGUCAAUCAAUUUUAGAAUUAUUAAAAAAUGAAUUUCCUGAUGUUGAUUUAGAUCAAUAUAUUUCAUUCAAUUCAAUUAGACAAUGGGAAGCUAAUGGUGAUAGAAUUUUCACUGAACAAAUCUAUGUACAUAGUAAAGUUUUAAUAGUUGAUGAUCGUGUAGCUGUAAUUGGUAGUUGUAAUAUUAAUGAUAGAAGUAUGAUGGGUUCUCGUGAUUCAGAAUUGGCAGUAGUCGUUUCUGAUCAAAGUAAACUAUUAAUUACAAUGAAUGGUAAACCUUUUAAAGUUGGUAAAUUCCCUCAUACACUUAGAGUUGGUCUUUGGAAAACUCAUUUAAAUUUAACUGAUUCUGAAAUUUCAUCAAUAAUAGAUCCAAUAACUGAUAAUGCUUUUAUUAAUAUUUGGAGAAAAACUGCUAGAAAUAAUUCAAUCAUUUAUAAAGAAGUAUUUGGUGAUUGUAUUUUAGAAAAUCAAAGAAGACUUGGUAUUGUUCAAAAAAAAUAUAUUCCAAAAACAAAUGAAUUAAUUGUUCAAUUAUCACAAAUUCAAGGUGUUUUAAUUGAAUAUCCACUAGAUAUGUUUUGUGAAAGUAAUUUAUUUAAUGAACAAGUUGGAAUUUUUACUGCUGAAUCUUAUGUUGAUGUUUCAAUUUUUACUUAA
Messenger RNA from Dictyostelium discoideum AX4, 3651 nucleotides. RefSeq names its product phospholipase D1 (gene pldB). Bases 1 to 3651 code for a protein of 1216 amino acids. The transcript has 5 exons. The record is from RefSeq and is a predicted model, not a curated record. NCBI's taxonomy places the organism in Eukaryota, Evosea, Eumycetozoa, Dictyosteliales, Dictyosteliaceae. Gene Ontology annotation, molecular function: D-type glycerophospholipase activity; calcium ion binding; catalytic activity. Gene Ontology annotation, cellular component: cytoplasmic vesicle; cell cortex.